Molecule: messenger RNA, 1696 nt
Organism: Pogona vitticeps (central bearded dragon)
Lineage: Eukaryota; Metazoa; Chordata; Lepidosauria; Squamata; Agamidae
Gene: PPP4R2
Product: protein phosphatase 4 regulatory subunit 2
Cellular component (GO): nucleus; protein phosphatase 4 complex; cytoplasm
Molecular function (GO): protein phosphatase regulator activity
Source: RefSeq, a predicted model, not a curated record
UUCUCUCUCUCUCUCUCUCUCUGUGUCUCUCUCUUUCCUCCCCGCCUCUCCACCGUUCGCCUCGUUUUCUGAGAGGGAGCCGCUGUCGCUGCGAGGCUCCUGGUGCCUGUGAGGGCCCGGGGAGGAGGAGCAGCAGCGGCAGGAGGAGGUGGUGGAGGAGGAGGAAGGGGUAGCGGCAGCGGCGGAUCAUGGAUCUCGAGAGGCUGCAGGAAGCCCUGAAAGAUUUUGAAAAGAGGGGGAAGAAGGAAGUGUGCCCAAUACUCGAUCAAUUUCUUUGUCAUGUUGCCAAGACAGGAGAGACAAUGAUUCAGUGGUCGCAGUUCAAAGGCUAUUUUAUUUUCAAAUUGGAGAAAGUGAUGGAUGACUUCAGAACUUCUGCUCCUGAGCCAAGAGACCCCCCUAACCCAAAUGUUGAGUAUAUUCCCUUUGAGGAGAUGAAAGAACGUAUUCUGAAAAUAGUCACUGGCUUUAAUGGUAUCCCUUUUACUAUUCAGCGACUCUGUGAGCUGCUGACAGAUCCAAGAAGGAAUUACACAGGAACAGACAAAUUUCUUAGAGGAGUAGAAAAGAACGUCAUGGUUGUCAGUUGUGUAUAUCCAUCUUCAGAGAAAAAUAAUUCCAAUAGUUUAAACAGGAUGAAUGGUGUAAUGUUUCCUGGAAACUCACCAGGCUAUUCUGAGAGAUCCAAUAUAAAUGGUCCUGGAACUCCCCGACCAGUAAAUCGACCAAAAGUUUCUUUGUCACCUCCUAUGACAACAAAUGGUUUACCAGAUAGCCCAGAAAACAAGGAUUCAGCUCUCCCACAAGCAGAAGAGAAAAUCAACAGUGACUCACCAGCAUCUGAGCUGGAAAGAGUUCAAAGCAGCCCUGUAAAAAAUAAACACACUGAAGAAGAUCCAGCAGAAGUUGAGGGGCGUGAGGUAAAAAGACUUAAAUUUGAUAAAGAGAAGGAAGUUGAGGAGACCUCCAGUCUGAACAGUUCCAGCGAAGUUUGUUCAGCAAUGGUAGAAGAGACUGAGACAACUUCGACAUCUCAGAAUAAAGAAAAAGAAACCAUUGGUGAAAGGCAGCGUUGUAAAGAAGACGAUGAUGAAGAGGAGGAAGAAUCUCUCAUGACACCGCGAGAAAGUAUCCCAGAAAUAAAAAAUCAGGAUAAAGACAGUGCAUCUUUAACCAUGAAAGAAGAUGUUUCAGAAGAGAAUCAUCAGAUGGAGGAAUCUGACCAGACGGAAGUAGAGAAAGACUUGGCUUCUGAAGACAGUAAAAACAGUGGAUCUGUCAGUAGCAGAGCUGACUGUAGUAACACAGAAGAAUUGGGCUCUUACACCAGUGAAACUCCUGAAACUGCAUCAGAGACCCCAAUGGAAAACAGCGAUGAAGCCACGGAAGCUCCAGAAGAACCUAUGGAACAAGACUAAUAAUUUAAAUAUAUUUAGAGGCAGUAUUUUCCAUAAGGCUCUGGUUUUACACUGUAUAAAUAAUUUUAUGUAAUAAAAGUUGGACCUUUAGUUUUACAAGAGAAGCAGGCUGUAAAUGGAACUUCUCAGUGCGUUAAAUCCUGAAGGCAUUGUAUUUGUUACUGUGAAAUAUCAACACCUUUGGGUCCUGCUUACCGCUGAAAUUUCUGUAUGGUCAAAUCAGUGGUCUGUGUAUAGUUUUUUUAAUUUAGAAUUAAAGUUUUUAAACUGGAAGGUAA